UUAGUUACACAGUAUACACACAUCAUUAUCUGUUUUUCAUUUUCUUCCUUCUCACCUCGCCUCCUCAUUUUUACUCUCUACUACUUCUACACUCUAUCGUAUCAACAACCCCAAAACUGUUACACUCUCAGCUCCAAAACGAUGUCGUACGUACCUCCACACCUCAGAGACUCCUCAAUUACAACCACCAUUGCUCUCCCUUCUUCUUCCCUAACCCUAGCUAAUGAUCACUCUCUCACUCAUUCUCUAUCCACCGCCUCCCGCCACGCCGCCUCCGCCGCUCUCUUCUCGUCUCCGAGAACAUUGUCUCUUCCCGACGUUGUUUCCCCUCCCUGGAACCCCUCCGAACGCGUUCUUCGCUUCACCUCGCAGCAGAUUGAAGAUAUUCGAGCUCGACUUAAUGUCAAAGUUACAGUUGCUCCCGGUUCUUCUAUAGCUCCUGCGCCAAUUGAAUCCUUUGAGGAUAUGUGUUUGAAUGAAAGCAUUAUGAAGGAUAUUGUGUAUCAUGGAUAUACUAGGCCGACUUCAAUUCAGGCUCAGGCAAUGACUGUUGCUCUUAGUGGGAGGGACCUGCUAGGUUGUGCCGAAACUGGUAGUGGAAAGACCGCUGCGUUUACCAUUCCUAUGAUACAGCACUGUUUGGCUCAGCCUCCUGUUCAGCGUGGUGAUGGGCCUUUGGCAUUAGUGCUAGCUCCUACUAGAGAGCUCGCUCAACAAAUUGAAAAGGAGGUAAAAUGUUUUAGCAGAUCUCUUGACUCUUUCAGAAGUGCAAUAGUUGUCGGCGGAACGAACAUUUCUGACCAGAGGUCUGAGCUACGAGGAGGAGUGGAUAUAGUUGUUGCUACUCCUGGAAGAUUAAUUGACCAUUUGCAACAAGGAAACACGUCUCUCUCUAGAAUUUCAUUCAUAGUUCUGGAUGAAGCGGACAGAAUGCUUGACAUGGGAUUUGAACCACAGAUUAGAGAGGUACUGCAUAACCUCCCAAAAAGACAUCAAACUUUGCUCUUCAGUGCCACUAUGCCAGAGGAGAUUGAGACACUAGCGCAGGAUUACUUAACUAACCCUGUGCAAGUCAUGGUUGGAAAAUUGAGUGGCCCAACAUCAAAUGUCCUGCAAAGCUUAGUGAAGGUGACUGAAAGUGAGAAGAUUGAUCGCCUUCUAGAUUUACUUGUAAAGGAUGCAUCUCAGGCAGAAAGAUCUGGCUUGACUGUUGUGUUUGUGGAAAGAAAGGCAAGGUGUGAUGAAGUUACUGAAGCUUUGGUGGCACAAGGUUUACGGGCAGUUGCACUUCAUGGUGGUCGUAGUCAGAAUGAACGGGAGGCUGCUUUGCAUGAUUUUAGGAGUGGUUCAACUAACAUUUUGGUUGCCACUGAUGUUGCUUCUCGUGGAUUAGAUGUUACAGGAGUCACUCAUGUCAUUAACCUGGAUCUUCCAAAGACAAUGGAAGAUUAUAUACACCGUGUUGGAAGGACAGGCCGUGCAGGGUCGGCUGGCCAAGCUACAUCGUUCUACACUGACCGUGAUAUGUUCCUGGUGGCACAAAUAAACAAAGCAAGAGCUGCUAUUGAAUCGGGGGAUAAUUCCGCUUUUGCAACUGGGAAGACUGCAAGAAGGAAAGAACGAGAAGCAGCGACUACACAGAAGGAAACCAGGAAUGGUGUGUCGAAGAUUGUGACACCCGCAUCAAUUAACAUUGAAGAUAAGUAUAGGUUUAUGAUCUCCUCUUCAAGCGUCAAAGGAAUAGGUGCAGCAGAUAGUGCUUGGGAUGAUUGACAACAUCCGUUGCUGGUACCAGUUCGGUGUAAAGAGAAUUCCUUACGGUUAUACUAAUUUACAAAAGGUGCAUGUGUAGGUGUAUAUUUUACGCAUUGAAGAUCACAAAGUUCUUGCGAGUUUAUUCUAAUAUGAUCGCCGAGCUGCAUCUAUGAUUUAGUUACCGGUUUUUUUCUGGACAGUCUGAAUGAUAGGACUCGUAGUACUGGUUUUUGUAGAUUGUGAAUAUUUUGUAUAUCACAAGUGUUCCAGUGGAAACUGUCGUUUUAGCUGCUGUGA
Molecule: messenger RNA, 2052 nt
Organism: Mercurialis annua (annual mercury)
Lineage: Eukaryota; Viridiplantae; Streptophyta; Magnoliopsida; Malpighiales; Euphorbiaceae
Product: ATP-dependent RNA helicase DBP2-like
Exons: 15
Coding region: 142-1773 (543 amino acids)
Molecular function (GO): nucleic acid binding; RNA helicase activity; ATP binding
Source: RefSeq, a predicted model, not a curated record